AUGUUGUUUUGUCUGCUUUUUCCCAUGGCCCCAUUCACCAUUUCUCUUUAUUGCUUUCGUUCUUCAGAGUGAGUGUCUGAGUGACUGACUAUGAUGUCUUUGAAAACAUUAACGAAGAAAAUAAGAUGUCAAGCUCCAACAAUUCUGCACCAGAACAGCUCUGCUACAUCCCUUGCAACCUUUGCAACAUCAUUCUUGCGGUGAAUGUUCCAUGCAGCAGCUCGUUUGAAACGGUAACAGUCCGAUGUGGGCAGUGCACCAAUCUUUGUUCAGUGAACUUGGCAGCUUCCUUUCAAUCGAGGGUAAAGGAUAUUCAGGUGCCUAACUACACCUCGUCGGAGUACAGAAUUGAUCUAGGUUCUUCCUCGAGAAGCAAGAACAAGCAGCUACCACAGAAGCGACCAACAACUUUAAAUACUAUCGCUCCAGAAAGGGUUGUUAAUCGACCUCCUGACAAGAGGCAUAGGGCUCCUUCAUUGUACAAUCAGUUCAUCAAGGAGGAGAUCCAAAGGAUCAAGCUGAGCAAUCCUGAUAUCAUUCACAGGGAGGCAUUUAGCACCGCUGCUAAGAAUUGGGCUCGCUUCCCUCACAUUCAUUUUGGACUGAUGUUGGAGAAUGAUAAUCAACCAAAGCUCGAUGACGACUCAACUGAGCCAUUCCAUCAGCUGCUUAAGUGAACAAAAGGGUAUUGAUUUUAUAAGAUAAUUUUACUUUUA
This is a messenger RNA of Hibiscus syriacus, 716 nucleotides long. Its product is annotated as axial regulator YABBY 5-like. The record is from RefSeq and is a predicted model, not a curated record. Gene Ontology annotation, biological process: cell fate commitment; multicellular organism development; abaxial cell fate specification. Gene Ontology annotation, cellular component: nucleus. Bases 126 to 677 code for a protein of 183 amino acids. The transcript has 8 exons. NCBI's taxonomy places the organism in Eukaryota, Viridiplantae, Streptophyta, Magnoliopsida, Malvales, Malvaceae.